Cyprinodon tularosa is the source of this 2914-nucleotide messenger RNA. Its product is annotated as potassium voltage-gated channel subfamily A member 3. Gene Ontology annotation, biological process: protein homooligomerization; potassium ion transmembrane transport. Gene Ontology annotation, molecular function: delayed rectifier potassium channel activity; protein binding. The record is from RefSeq and is a predicted model, not a curated record. Gene Ontology annotation, cellular component: membrane; voltage-gated potassium channel complex. NCBI's taxonomy places the organism in Eukaryota, Metazoa, Chordata, Actinopteri, Cyprinodontiformes, Cyprinodontidae. Bases 313 to 1917 code for a protein of 534 amino acids. The transcript has a single exon.
UAGAGGGGCAGUGGAAGGCUGGCACGCCCAAGCUACAGAGCUGAAUGACGCCCGUCUGUUGCAUCUUUGGUAUCGGUGCGUCCUGCUAUUGGAGGACCACUCCAAAAGAAAGCAAUCAGCGGCGCGCCGUGGGCGGGUGGAACGCCUGUUUAUAAAUCCAGAUCUCUCCCCCAAGGUUGGGAACAGCAACAGGAGAAGAGCGAAAGUGAGGCGCAUGAGAAGUGAGAGAGAAAGAGACGUGGAAGAGCCGAGGCAGUGGCGGUGGCUGUGGUUGACCGGGGUCCGCGGAGGGGGCGCGGCGUCCGCCCCUGCAUGCGACUUCAGCCGCGCAUGGACGACCAUCUCAGCCUCCUGCAAUCACCCCCGCCGAGCGCGACCAAAACCCGAGGCGACAACCUGGUGAACCACGGCUACACCGAGACAGAGGCGGACGUGAUGACGGUGGUGGCGUGUGACAACAUGCUGGAGGAGUCGGCGGCUCUACCGGGCCACCACUCUUUGGAUCGAUACGAACCGGAUCACGAGUGCUGCGAGCGGGUGGUCAUCAACAUCUCUGGGCUGCGCUUUGAGACGCAGCUGAAGACUCUGUCACAGUUUCCAGAGACGCUGUUAGGGGACCCCAAGAAGAGGAUGAGAUACUUCGAUCCCCUCAGGAAUGAAUACUUUUUCGAUCGGAACCGACCCAGCUUUGAUGCCAUCCUCUACUACUACCAGUCUGGCGGGCGCAUCAGGAGACCCGUAAAUGUGCCCAUUGAUAUUUUCUCUGAGGAAAUACGUUUCUAUGAGCUGGGAGAAGAGGCUAUGGAGAAGUUCAGAGAGGAUGAGGGCUUUAUUAAGGAGGAGGAGCGGCCGCUGCCAGAUAAUGAGUUUCAAAGGCAGGUGUGGCUGCUUUUUGAGUAUCCAGAGAGCUCGGGUCCUGCCAGGGGAAUAGCGAUAGUGUCUGUCCUGGUCAUUCUCAUCUCCAUUGUCAUCUUCUGCUUAGAGACACUUCCAGAGUUCAGGGAUGAGAACAGGGACCCCAUCACCAUUGCGCCUGUGAUAAAUGGCACGCUUCCCUAUUUCAUUAGUCCCUUCUCAGAUCCCUUCUUCGUGGUGGAGACGCUGUGCAUCAUCUGGUUCUCAUUCGAGCUGCUGGUGCGCUUUUUUGCAUGCCCGAGCAAAGCCACCUUCUCCAAAAACAUCAUGAACAUUAUUGACAUCGUUGCCAUCAUCCCUUACUUCAUCACACUGGGCACAGAGCUGGCGGAGAGGCAGGGAAACGGACAGCAGGCCAUGUCGCUGGCCAUCCUGCGCGUAAUCAGGCUCGUCCGGGUGUUUCGCAUCUUCAAACUCUCGCGUCACUCCAAGGGCCUGCAAAUUUUGGGACAGACACUCAAAGCCAGUAUGCGUGAACUGGGACUGCUCAUCUUCUUCUUGUUCAUUGGGGUUAUACUUUUCUCCAGCGCCGUUUACUUCGCUGAAGCGGACGACCCGGAUUCGGGGUUCAGUAGCAUCCCGGACGCAUUCUGGUGGGCGGUCGUAACCAUGACCACCGUGGGAUACGGGGAUAUGCACCCUGUGACGAUCGGGGGCAAGAUUGUGGGAUCCCUGUGCGCGAUUGCCGGCGUGCUGACCAUAGCGCUACCCGUGCCCGUCAUCGUUUCCAACUUUAACUACUUUUACCACAGAGAGACGGACGGCGAGGAGCAGGCGCAAUACCUCCAUGUGGGGAGCUGUCAACCUCUGGCGGACACAGAGGAGCUGAGGAAGACUCGAUCAUCCUCCUCACUCAGUAAAAGCGAGUACAUGGUGAUAGAGGAGCAAGGGUUUAACGGUUCUUUUAAGCAGCAGCCAAACUUCCCCACCAACCCAACCCCCGUUCAGAACAACUCACAGAACUGUGUAAACAUAAACAAAAAGAUUUUCACCGACGUGUAACGUGAACGCAAACGGCCACUGAGAGCAGGAGGACGUGAUGUGUCACGCAUCUGCAGCGACUUUAGAAAGCAACAGUAGAUAUAAGAUGAUGGAUGAUGCUGGGCGCGUUUGUUUAAUGAGAUGAUUUGUGCUCCGUUCGAUCAAUUAGUUUUGUAUAUCUACAUAUUUAGGUAAUUGUUGCUUGCAAAAGGUGAAAGAGCUCCUCCUUUUGUUCACUGAACCUGUUGUAUGCCGUGCAAUAAGCAGCAUAUUAAACGCAUCACAACAGAUAGAGAUAAAGAUGAAUGACGCGUAAAAGCGAAAGCACCUGACAAUGGAUUCUCAUGCGUUAUUACCAUGCAUUAAGAGUCGUGAUUUCGCAAGCAAUAGCCUGUAUGUGUAAUUUUCAGAGUCAUUAGAAUAUGUUUGCCUAUUUCUGUUUUCAAAAACAUGUAGCCAAAUGUCAGGUAAACAUAAUCCAGCAUAUAUAUGUCAUAUAAGCCGUUUUGUGGUACGUCUAUUGUGCGUUAAAGUGUAGAUUAAAUGCUACUGCUUUGAAAAAAAAAAAAAAAACAACAGAAAAACAACCUAGGUAUAAACUUGGGUUUUUAAUGCGUAAACGGCGCCGUGUAAACCACCAAUCAAAGCGGCUGUCAAGGUCUCUUUAUAGGUGGGAGACACACGUGAGGAGAGAAACAAGAAAAGGGAGCGUUCUCUGAUCAAAGAUGGAGCGCCUUUCUGUCGCGGAAGCCUCAAAUAGAGCCCGCUGUGAUGCAGUCUCCAUGGCGACGCCAGUUUACUUGGUACCCUCCCAGUGCCGUUGCCAUAGCAUUGCCGUUUCCACAGUAACCUCCCAGAUGGUUUCGCAGCUACAUUGGAGGACCUACUGUGAGGGGGGCAGCAUGUCUUUUCAUUGUUUAAUCAUUCAGAACAAAACAUUUCUAGAUUCAGUGACUGUUAAAGGCUGCUGGAGCAAAAACAACAGAAAAAAACAGUGAAGACAUCAGACACUCUGAAA